Messenger RNA from Oncorhynchus mykiss (rainbow trout), 4530 nucleotides. RefSeq names its product nectin-3-like protein. The record is from RefSeq and is a predicted model, not a curated record. Gene Ontology annotation, biological process: heterophilic cell-cell adhesion; homophilic cell-cell adhesion. NCBI's taxonomy places the organism in Eukaryota, Metazoa, Chordata, Actinopteri, Salmoniformes, Salmonidae. Gene Ontology annotation, cellular component: apical junction complex; adherens junction.
AGAGAAGCAAGCAAGCAAUCUGCGGUAGAACAGACGUAGAAGCGGAGCGAGGCCGAGAGAAAGUACACGGGGAGAUCAUGGCGAAAAGAUUGCUACUCGAUUAUCACAAGAGUCUGCCGCUCAAUGGACUUGAAGCUUCUACAGUUUUGCUUCUCAUUUAUGGGUUUACCUGUGUGUGCAGUAACGAGGUGCUGGUCCCAGAGAGGGUGAGUGCUGUGCUGGGGAAGAACAUUACUCUGGGCUGCAGGGUGGAGGUGGGCACCAACCUCAGCCUCACCCAGAGCUCCUGGGAGCGUCGCCUGCCCUCAGGCACUAUCACCCUGGCCGUCUUCAACCCCCAGUUUGGCAUCUCCAUCUCCCCAGACUACACCAGACGCCUGUCCUUCCUGAACCCCUCCGUGCACGAUGCCACAAUCGUCCUGGAAGGCGUGGGAUUUCAGGACAGCGGGUCUUACACGUGUAAAGUGGCGACGUUCCCACUGGGCAACACGCAGGCAUCCACCACCGUCAAUAUACUAGUGGAGCCCAAGGUCUACGUCUCCGCCGGAUCUACGGCCCUGGUGGAUGGUGGUAAUGAAUCAGUGGCGGCCACCUGCAUAGCAGAGCGCGGCCGGCCUGCAGCCGAGGUGUCCUGGGAGACUGAGCUGUUUGGCCGCUCUGAGGUCCAGACGCAGGAUGAGCCCAACGGCACCUCCACCACGCAGGUGCGCUACGUGUUGGAGCCACGGAGACACUCCCAGGGCCACACGCUCACCUGCGUGGUGCGCCACCCGGCCCUGCAGACUGAGUUCAGGAUACCAUACGUGCUCAAUGUGCAGUUUGCUCCUGAGGUGACGGUGGUAGGAUAUGACCAGAACUGGUUUGUUGGUCAGGACAAUGUGAAGCUGGACUGUGGAGCCAAAGCCAACCCACCUGCCCACCACUUCUCCUGGACCAGGUUGGAUGGGCCAAUGCCUGACGGUGUGGAUAUAGUGAACAACACUUUUACUUUCACUCGUCCUCUGGAGAGAAAUGACUCUGGACUGUACAGGUGUGAGGUGUCCAAUGACAUCGGUCCACGCGGUCAGGACGUUCAUGUCUGGAUACAAGAUAUGGAGGAGGACAUGGAGAUUGACCGUAACGUCACUGGGAUCCUUGGAGAGGAUGUCUUCCUCCGCUGUCAGUACCUGGGACCGAAUGACAUCACAGACGCCUCAUGGAAACGCCCAGACUCUAGAAUGAAGCGAUCAAUGAAGAAAUUAACAGGCUACAAGAACAACAAGGCUUUCAGCAAAGACCCAGACUUCUCCGCCCCAGCCUCUCCCACCAAUCUGACUGUGAAGAUGAGGGUGUCUACUCUGGAGGCCCAGGGGGAGUACACAUGUGUGUUCGCCACCGAUGAAGAGGAGAUCACUAACAGCAUGUUUCUCACUGUUCUGGCUCGACCUGAUAUCCACACAGUGGUGACAGAGGACACAGACAACGCUACCCACUACCAGUCAGUCACAUGCUCAGCUACCAAUGGUAAACCUGUGGCUCUGAUUCGCUGGGAGAUCAACGGCAGCCCUCCUACUGACGACUCCUCUGUGGAGAUGAGGAACACCAGUUAUACCAAUGGCACUGCCACUGUGACCAGCUUACUCCGCUUCCCCACCCACCUACAGGACCAGGACAGGGUGACCUGUGUGGUCCAGCACCCAACCCUGCCUGACCCCACCACACAUGUCACAGUGAGGGUGGAGACCUUCGUGGCUCCCAAUGUGACCAUUGAGACAUACCUGGUUCUAGAGGAAGGGGAGAAGUUCUGGGUGGUCACCUGUGGUGCGGCCGGAGGGCGACCCCGAGCUGACAUCACCCUGGUGCUGCCCAAUCAGGAGGUCAGUUCCAUGCUACAGAAGGAGGUUGUCAUGGAUGCAGCAGACACAUGGGUCAGGUCAUACCGCUUCCCAGCUGAGCUUCAUGAAGGGGAAAACAUCACCUGCCUGUUUGACCACCCCAAGUUCCCACACGGAGAGCUUCGGACCGUCACUUUGCCGGCAUUCUCUCUGUCUGCUGUUCGGCUGCAGAACCCAGGGUUGGCAGACAGCAGCAACAAGAGCCAGGCUGUAGAGUCAGUGGUUCUGGAGGAAGGACAGAGCAAAACCACCAUCGGGCUAGAGGUCAUUGGGGAUGUACCACGUUACAGUAUAGUAUGCACCAAAGAAGAGCAGUCUCUCCCUGAGGGUGUGGCAGUAUUUGGCAGUGCUCUAACCCUGCAGGGUCCUGUCGAGCUCUACCAUGCAGGGCUGUAUGAGUGUGAGGCCUCCUACUACAGCCACAGGGCAUCUGUACUGCUGGACAUUACCGUUAACCCACAUGUCAAGCAGCCUGUGACUGUUCCUCCCAGCAUAAGGAUUGAUGUCCAGGAUAGACUGGGUGACAGAUUCAUUGAGUGCCUGGCUGCAGACUCCGUCCCUGUUGCCAAUGUGUCCUGGGUUCUACCUGAGGGUGUGUCUGGGCCCUCCUGGUCCAGUCUCACAUCCCAUAAUGGAACCUAUUCUGUCAGCAGUGUGUUAGUGCUGCCUGCCUGCUCAGCCCAGGAGCUCAAUAUGGAGUGUGUGAUAGAUCAUACUGUGUUUGUGUUGCCAGAGAGAAGACAGAUAACACUCCCUGUGUGUGCUCCUCCUAACAUCACCAUCCAAUCCAGCUCUGAGUGGGAGGAAGAUGUAGCAUACACACUGGUGCAGUGCACUGUGGACAAUGUUGGACCUGCUGCCACCAUCUCCUGGAGUCUUGGAGACUGGGACAGUGACAAUAGUACCAGUCAGCUCAUGGAGGUGCAGGAGCAGCAGGUUCACAGGCAGCCUGAGCUCCAUGCCAAUGGCUCUGUGACGGUCCGUAGUGUGUUGAGGUUCCCCACUUCCAUGUUCUCUGGUCAGAAUGUCACCUGUGUGGUGGAUCACCUGGGUCUUGAGAAGCCAGAGAGAACAGGGAUACUGCUGCGUGGACUGGAGUCCCCUGUGAUGCGUGUUUUUGUUGGGAGGCAGAGGGGAUCUCCUCUGUGGCUGGCUGUAUGUGAGUACAGAGGGGACAGGCUCGGAGCACACCUCUCUUGGGUUCUACCUGACAACGCCACAGGCCACAUCUCCUUCCGCUCUGGGUAUGAAGGAGUGAGAGUGCUAACCAACCUCACCUAUGAGUUUUCACUGGCCCUCCACGAGGGACAGGACCUGAUCUGUCUCAUUCAAAAUCACCAUGGACUAAAGGAGAGGAGGACAGUCCAUGUCCCCAAAUACUACAUCUCAUCUGUCAGAGUACUCAAUCAAACUACUCCCCUGUACAAACCUUAUGGAGACGAGUCCGUUAUACAUCGAAUGUCCCUAAAGGAGAAUUUCCACAACCAGAGGAUCCUGCUCAAAGUCUAUGGCAGUGUGCCAACUUAUAGCCUUACCUGUCAGAGAAAUGAUGGCACAUUGGUCCAGAUGGAUGGUCGGGCUCUGUUGUUCCAUUCAGAGGUCACGGAGCGGGAGGCGGGCCUCUACACCUGCCAAGCCUCUUUCUACCACCAUCAGGCCUCGGUCCUCAUUCAAGUGGAGGUCACCAGUGAAGAUAAACAGCUCAGUGAGUGUACACUCACCUUAUCAUGCAUCAGUGAAACAACAAUAUUGAUUGUCUUCAUCGUCUGUUUCUCCUCGGCUGCAGCCAUCACGAUCCUCCUCAUCGUCACUCUGUGUGUUUUCUGCAAAAGAAAUGAAGGAGACCGCCUAGCAUCUAAGAAGCGGGAGUCGCUGGCACCCUUGACCUCUCUGACCCAGGAACUGUGCUCUCCAGAGCUGAAGAAGGGAAAGACAGCAGUGACAGUACCAGGAGGACGAGGCCAGGAGUACAACCAGCUGCUCAGCUACUCUAUUGUCAUUGAUGCCAGAUCCACUGUGUAAAUGACAGGGUGUGUCCCUACUGGCACACUAUUACCUAUAUAGAGCACUACUUGUGCACGGUAUAUGGGAUAGGGUGCCAUUUGAGACUGAAUUAUUUUAUUUGCCAGUUAAAAAAACACAAACUCACAGUACAUGCAUUUAAAAAACUUGACCGGGAUAUCAGAGACUUUUGGUCCCUAAAUUCCAUGGUGCAAAAACAUUACAACAUUACAUAGAUACAGAUACAUUACAUAGAUGGACUCAUGACAUGGAUCAACUUUUUUUCUUUUUUCAAUUUCUCGAUCAUUAGCCAGAUUUUGACUUUAGACACAACCACAGGCUUCUACUAUAUGUUAGAGUCCACUCUACAGUAUCCUGAAUCGCUCUUACGUCACAUAAUGCAUUCGUCACAUAAUGCUUCUCCUAAUGCCAAGUCAUUAAAAUGCAUUAUUUUGUGAAUUUUUCAUCAUUUUUAGUUUUGUUUAUUGGUGUAUUUCAUGCAUUGGUGUUUUAAAUAAUUGUAAUGUGUUGUAAAACUCAUAGAAAUUAUGUUGAGGGUAGCUUCUAUUUGUUUGACUGUUUUGUAUUAUGUAUCAUUUUGGUUAUCUAAUGUUGUAAAAUCUGGAGCAUUAUCAAUAAAAGUAGUGUAAAUGUG